UUGUAUUUGCUGGCUGUUUUUUGUACGGGCUGAGGAAGCUCAAGCUGGGUACACAAGCAGAAACAACAUGAUGAGCCGCCUUUUGUGACACUGUAGAAAUCAGUUAUAUUCAUGGACAGAGGGAAAAGCUGAUUCAAUGUGACCAUGUGCCUGUGUUGCUACAGAGUGGACUGUACCCUUGAGGAUACGUACUGAGAUAUACCUAUGAACAGAAAUCAUUAAAUUUCGGCAAUACAUGGCUGGCUUUUUGGCUCCUCCAUAUGGUGUACUGGAGACCGGGUCUAAUGACAGAUUAUCUGAUAAAGAAAACAUGAAUAGUUCUCUGGGCCCAGGAUCCAAAAACUGCAAUAAGACCCCUCUUAUUGAAAACCAAAUCCCGCUCCGUCAAGCUAAAACCAUUACAGAAGUAAUGGGAUGUCGACAAGUGGUUAAGGUUCCGUCAGAGCGAAUUCUUAGAGCAGGAAAGACUUUGCGCAAUUCACUCUUGUCCAGGGCACCUCACAUGAUAAGGGAUAGAAAAUAUCAUCUUAAAACAUACAGGCAGUGCUGUGUGGGAACGGAACUUGUUGAUUGGCUUAUGCAACAAAGUUCUUGCGUUCAUUCUCGGUCACAAGCUGUGGGCAUGUGGCAGGUGCUGCUUGAGGAAGGUGUUCUCAACCAUGUUGAUCAGGAAUAUUACUUCCAAGACAAGUACCUUUUUUAUCGCUUUCUGGAUGACGAACAUGAAGAUGCGCCAAUUCCAACAGAGGAAGAGAAGAAAGAAAGUGAUGAAGACCUCCAGGAUACAUUUCUUCUUUUGUCUCAAAUAGGACCAGAUGCUCACAUGAGAAUGAUUCUCAGAAAACCGCCUGGACAGAGGAAUGCAGAUGACUUGGAAAUCAUUUUUGAAGAACUUAUGCACAUUAAAGCCUUAUCUCAUCUUUCAACCACAGUGAAAAGGGAACUUGCAGGAUUUUUGAUCUUUGAAUCUCAUCCAAAAGCUGGAACAGUCUUAUUUAAUCAAGGUGAAGAAGGAACUUCUUGGUACAUUAUCUUAAAAGGAUCAGUGAAUGUAGUUAUCUAUGGCAAGGGGGUGGUUUGCACCUUACAUGAGGGAGAUGACUUUGGCAAGCUUGCUCUAGUCAAUGAUGCCCCAAGGGCAGCAUCUAUUGUCCUACGAGAAGAUAACUGCCACUUCUUGAGAGUAGACAAGGAGGACUUCAACAGAAUAUUACGAGACGUUGAAGCAAAUACAGUGAGACUCAAAGAGCAUGAUCAAGAUGUUCUGGUGUUGGAGAAAACCCCAGCAGGGUCAGGUCAAGCAAACUCCCAGUCUCCAUAUAAAUACACGGUGAUGGCAGGAAACCCUGAGAAACUUUUUGAGCACUUUCUAGAAACCAUGCGACUUGAGCCCAGUUUAAAUGAAGCCGCAGACUCUGCUUUAGAUGACUUUAUUAUGAUGCACUGCGUUUUCAUGCCAAACUGCCAGCUCUGCCCGUCCUUGAUGUCACAUUAUCAUGCUCAACCGUCUCAGGGAACUGAGCAGGAGAAGAUGGAUUAUGCUCUGAAUAACAAGCGGAGAGUAAUCAGACUCGUACAUCUCUGGGCAGCUGUGUAUGGAGAUGUAUUACGGGAGGAUGAGGUAGCUAUGGCAUUCUUAGAGGAAUUCUACGCCUCUGUAUCUGAUGACACAAGAACAAUUGUGGCUCUGAAGGAACAGUUACCAGAACUAGAGAGAACUGUGAAACAACUUUCUGAAGAUGCAAAAGGUCAACAGAGGAAGCACAAAGUCCUUUUACGACAGUUCAGUACCGGUGAUGAAAGACUGCAAAAGAGACAGCCAAUAAGGAGUACUGAUGAAAUUCUUUUCAAGGUGUUCUGCAUAGACCAUACCUACACCACUAUCCGCGUUCAAGUUGCAGCUUCAGUGAGAGAAGUGCUGUCUGCUGUGGCUGAUAAGCUAGGCACUGGGGAAGGCUUGAUACUUGUAAAGAUCAGUUCUGCAGGAGAAAAAGUGGUUCUAAAACCCAAUGAUGUAUCUGUGUUUACAAGUCUCAGUAUAAAUGGACGCUUGUUUGCCUGCCCACGGGAUCAGUUUGAUUCUCUGACACCACUGCCAGAACAGGAAGGACCAUCCUCUGGAACUAUGUCCACUUUUGAACUUAUGAGCUCAAAAGACUUAGCUUACCAGAUGACCAUUCAUGACUGGGAUCUGUUCAACUGUGUACAUGAGUUGGAGCUCAUAUAUCACACAUUUGGAAGACACAAUUUUAAAAAAACAACAGCAAAUUUGGACCUCUUUCUGAGACGUUUUAAUGAAAUCCAGUUCUGGGUUGUGACAGAAAUUUGCCUGUGCCCUCAGCUCAGCAAGCGCGUUCAACUGCUAAAGAAAUUUAUUAAGAUUGCGGCCCACUGUAAGGAAUACAAAAAUCUGAAUUCGUUCUUUGCCAUUGUCAUGGGUCUUAGUAACGUGGCUGUAAGUCGAAUGUCACUAACCUGGGAGAAACUUCCAAGCAAGUUUAGAAAGAUUUAUGCUGAAUUUGAAAAUUUAAUGGAUCCAUCUCGAAACCACAGAGCUUACAGACUCACAAUAGCCAAACUAGACCCUCCAAUCAUUCCGUUUACACCCUUACUUAUCAAAGAUAUGACUUUUACCCAUGAGGGAAAUAAGACAUUUAUCGACAAUCUAGUGAACUUUGAGAAAAUGCGCAUGAUUGCAAACACUGUGAGAACAAUGAGAUAUUGCAGAAGCUUAUCCUUCAAUCCAGACCCUUCACUUGCUAAUAAAAAUCACCAGGAAGUACGAAAUUAUGUUCGGCAGUUCAAUGUGAUUGACAACCAGAGGACAUUAUCUCAGAUGUCACAUUGUCUUGAACCUCGGAGAACUUGAACAAUGAAAACCUUGGGAGAAAAGAAGUACAAAUAAUCAUGUUCAUAAAAAGUAACUGUCUUGCUAUUGGACUGAAAUAAGGAAGAUUAUUCUCUCUGCUAUUUUUAACCUUAAUGACUCCAGCUAAAUAUGUACUGAGAUUGACCAAGACAUGUGUGAAUAAUAUGCAUAAUUUAAUGUAGGUCAUAAAAGAAAUGUUAAAAUACAUAUAAUAGAUAUAUUAAAUCCAAUAAUGGAGACUGUA
Molecule: messenger RNA, 3113 nt
Organism: Bombina bombina (fire-bellied toad)
Lineage: Eukaryota; Metazoa; Chordata; Amphibia; Anura; Bombinatoridae
Product: rap guanine nucleotide exchange factor 4-like
Exons: 28
Coding region: 236-2869 (877 amino acids)
Biological process (GO): Ras protein signal transduction; positive regulation of GTPase activity
Cellular component (GO): plasma membrane
Molecular function (GO): guanyl-nucleotide exchange factor activity
Source: RefSeq, a predicted model, not a curated record